CGAGUUCGAAGACGAAGACUAUUGUCGUCGUCGUCGUCGUCCAUAUCACAGCCCUUGCGCCUCUGAUUGAAGUCGAACUUUUUCACUGCAAAGAAAACUGUAGUGUGCGGUUGGAUAUUCGUUUAUUCGCAAAUUUUGCGCAAACUUUCGAAAGUAGGAAACGGAUCUUGUCUGGAAUGCUGAAACAAUAGAGAGUCUACGGAUAAAGGAAGAGGUGUGUACCCUUCGGGUGAUUGUGCAAGAAGCAGGAAAAGCAAAGUGCAGAGCGCAAGAGAAAACUUUCUAUCAGGAACAGAGUGCGGGGCAGCAGUCGGAGAAGAAGAAGAGAAAGAAGUGCGAAACCGAAAGAGACCAACAACACAGCAAGGAAGAAAAAGUAGAACGUAAACAAAAACAUAAAAAUCAUACAGAGGAAAAAAACACAAAGAAAGGGUCUAAAUCUGUGUUUUUAUGCGUCUACGAAAAAGCAAACAACAACAACAGCAAAAAUAGAGGAGAAUCUACAAACGGAGAGUGGAGUUUUGAUGGUGUUCCAUCAGAGAAGUCUUUGACGUUUCAACACACGAACACAUCCGGCAGGCGCGCAAGGUCGUUCAAUUCUGGAAAGCAAUCAGUGAACAUUUAGGAUUCAUGUGCAGCUCAUAGUGCGUGUGUGCGAGCUAGAAAGUGCAUCUCGUGAGUAGAACCAAUCAGAACUACAGGAAGGAAGGAAGAAGAAGCACCAUUCGUAAAGACAGUGCGAAGUUACUACUAGUACAGUUACGUACGCGCGUAUUCGUGCGUAACUUGUGGUGCAGUUUGGAGCAAGCACCAAUACUACCAAGCACUGAUCAGCUGUGAAGUAGUAGAGUGUGUAUAUUUUUCUAGCUACCAGUCAGCAGUCACUAGAUCGCAGUAACCGUGGUCGCAAUUUCUGUCAUCAGAAACGUAGUAUUUUCAAUACACAGAGCCAAUCAGGCAGUAGCGAAGGAAUAGGAGGAGUAAACGAGUAAGCCAGCAGCAGCAGUUUAGCACAGAGAGCAGUAGCAGCAAACAACUAGGCAAUAGAGAAAGUUACGGACGGAUCGAGCAAAACCAGCUUGCUACGCAUAUCCACGGGGAAAAAACGGGGACUACGGACUGGGAUUUCUUCUUAUUUGCUGUUGAGCUUGAAUGUUAAAACGAACUCAAAAUUGCUUACGUUCGGGAGAAGCACGGCUCUUCUGCAAGGUCCUCCUCGUCCUCAGAAGAAGACCUCAAUGAACGACGAGCAACGGUACCGAGCACGAGCACGAGCAGCACGAGCCACAAUCAUCAUCCGCACCAUCCGCAUCAACCGAGUCAACGUCAACCCGACAGGCACCACCAAUCUCCGAAGCGUCUACGGCCCUCGACCUCAUCCGGUGCCCAUUCUUCGCCAUCGUCGUCCUCGUCGUCUUCUUCCGCUGGAGUAACUCAGCACCGUACCCAGACCGGUGUGGUGAGACCAGAUUCGGAAGUGGAUCAUAAAGAGGACAAACUGAGCCGGCGGCCGAGACAUCGAGAGCAUCGAGAAGAUCAAGACAAGGACAAAUCUCACCACCAGCACCAGCAGCAGCGUAGAAAGUCCCAGCGGCGUAGGAAGCAGUCUCUCAGCGCAGAGGACGAAGCAGGCAAGACCCGCCCAGGGGACGACAAAGGGGAAGGGCUCGAGGACAAAGAGGAGGAAUCCUUUGCUAGUCCGCAGAGCAAACGACGAAAAAUGUUGAACGACAACAAUAAUCUCAACGGGACAAUGUCCACUGCCUCCCCAAUGGAUUCGACCUCGUACGACAUGAAUGGCCACAACAACAACGGCCAGCAACAGGACGGUGAGGUCAACAAUGACGUCGUAGCGGCCACCAACGGGGAAUCCUCUGCCCACCGUAAGGUAGUUAAACUCGAUAAGACUAAUCAGGAGAUUGUCCGCUUGAUUGGACAGCACCUGAAAAACAUUGGACUUGAGAGAAGCGCCGAGGCUCUGAUGCAGGAAUCUGGUUGCUGUCUGGAGCAUCCGUCGGCAACGAAAUUCCGCAAGCACGUUUUGUCCGGCGAUUGGACUAAGGCUGACCACGAUCUCCAAGAGCUGCAGACUAUGGUCGAUCCCAAAGCGGACCGUGCCGGGAUGAGUGAGAUGAAGUUUUUGCUGCUGGAGCAGAAGUACUUGGAGUUUCUCGAGGAGGGACGUCCCAUCGAUGCUUUGCAUGUGCUCCGGAACGAGCUGACCCCGCUGCAGCACAAUACGCCACGUGUUCAUCAGCUGUCGUCGUACAUGAUGUGUACCAACAAUCAGGAACUCUAUCAACGCGCCAACUGGGACGGCAAGGGAGUAAAGUCCCGCACCCGGCUGAUGGAUCGCCUUCAGUCGUACCUCCCGGCAACGGUCAUGCUGCCACCAAGACGCCUACGCACUCUCCUAGCCCAGUCGGUGGAGAUGCAAACCGAACGCUGCCAAUGUCACGAUAUGGCCUGGAGUACCAACAUAGACAACGUGUCGCUGCUGGUCGAUCACAAUUGCUCGUCCGAGGGCUUCCCAAUGCAGGCACUGCACGUACUGAAUGACCACUCGGACGAGGUUUGGUUCUGUAAGUUCUCACCCAAUGGCCUGCGGUUGGCCACGGGAUCCAAGGACAAUACAGUCAUCGUUUGGGAAGUGGAUCCGGUCAAGUUGAUCCUGAAGAACAAGCGAACCUUUGACGGACACACCUACGGAGUGUCAUUUAUCGCCUGGAGCCCAGAUUCUAAGUACUUCAUCGUAUGUGGUCCGGAGGAUUGUCCGGAUUUGUGGAUUUGGGAUGUCGAACAGGAGAAGCUGAUCACAAAGGUGUCCCACUCUACGGAUGAUAGUUUGACGUGUGCCGCUUUUAACAAGGACGGAACACGAUUCGUAACCGGAGGCACCCGUGGACAGUUCUAUUUGGUAGAUCUCGACGGGACAGUUCACGACAAUUGGGAGGGCGUUCGGGUGAACGGAUUGGCGUUCCGUUCGGAUAACAAAACUAUUUUAGCUGCCGAUACACACUACCGAAUACGAGGCUACAGUUUCGACAAUCCUCGAACCGACUACAACAUCGUCCAGGAGCAGUGUCCCAUUAUGACGUUCUCGGUCAACUCGGCGGAUCGGCUUGCCCUGCUGAACAUUUCCUCUCAAGGACUGCAUUUAUGGGAUCUCCAGGACAAGUGUUUGGUCCGUCGCUUCCAGGGUGUAACCCAGGGCAACUAUACCAUCUAUUCCUGCUUCGGAGGCGUCAACGAGAGUUUCGUGGCAAGUGGCAGUGAAGACAACAAAGUCUAUAUCUGGCACAUCCGCCGGGAGGAACCGCUGGCAACACUGGUGGGUCACACUCGUACCGUGAACUGCGUGAGUUGGAACCCGGUGUAUCCGUCCUUGUUGGCAUCCGCCUCGGAUGACGGUACGGUGCGCAUUUGGGGACCGAAGCAGCCCCAGCUGGCCUGGGCCGCCAGCAGUAACAACGGAGACAGCGCGUCGAUCGCGUCCACCAGCUCCACGGCUUCGUCCUCGUCGACGGCAUCGUCGGCCUCGUCCGGCACGAAUAACGAUCUUAUAUCCAACUCUUCGUGGAAUAUCACAUAAUAUUAGAUUCAGCAGCACGUGGACCCGCUUUUUUCCCCUCCCCAAGUAGUGAACGUGUUAAGCAUUAUUAUUAUAUUCGGUUCAACAAUAUAUAAGUGAACACUAAAUUUAGCAAAGUAAUUUAGCGGUAAUAUAACGAUGAAGAGAGCAGAGGUAAGAAAAUUCAAACGAAAGAUAAAAUGAAACACAAUAUUGUAACGUAACAAUAAAAUCAGAUCCGCAGGAUGAAAUUAGUAGACCACAAACACACUCAUAGACAGCGACAUGAAAACUGCAAAAGAAAUAUGCUCUAAAACGAUCAUAAUCGAACCACCUCGUAAAAGUGCAUACAACCAACAACAACACAAAAAAAAGUAAGAGAAUCACAUCCACCUUGUAUAAGAAGGAAAACCAAACCUAAUAGAGAACAAACUAAUCAAAAAACAGAACCGAUAACAGCAACAAAAAACACAAUAACAAAUAGUUAUUUGCUCUGCAAUAUUGAUAUUUAAACAGCCAGAAGUGGAAACCGUGAACGAUCAUGUGAUUGAAGGUGAUGAUGAUGAUGAAGCAAAGUGUGUUUGAUGUUUGUCUUACGCUGUCUGAUAAUGGUUUAGAUUGACAAAAAGUAGAUGUGAGCGUUAGUAGGAGUAUUGGCGAUUGGUGGACUUGUUAUGCUACUUUCUAUUUUUUUGGUUUUAUUUCGAACCAAUUUGAAAUACGUUUCAUGGAAUUUAAAGCAGAAUGAAGUAGAAACCCAUUUUUAAUCAUUCAAUGUAGAUGGACAGAGGAUGCGAAAAGCUAAAUUUAGUAACAUUCGCGGUCGUUGCUAUCGAGAGAUAUUGUUUUUCCCAAAUUUAUCUUUUAUUUUCGAGAAAAUUACGAAUGUACCAUCUACCAUUUUUUAUUGUUUUAGUGUUAGUUAUGUUAAAAUGAUUGCAAUAUCUCCCAUCGAGUAGGAGACAAAAAUGAGAGAAAGUUACGCGCUCUGUUUCAUUUUUAAUCUGUGAAAUAAAUGAGAAUUUGCAAAACACUGAUCCCACGAGAAGAACCAUUAUUUAAGCACAUUUUUCACUUUUACAUUCAAACACGAAAGAACAAUCGAAUAAAAAAAAACGGUGUUCGUCAAGAUUAGAGCAAAAUACAUAUAUAUUUAGUUGAUGAAUUAUACAUAUUUUUAAUUUAUAUAUACACGAAAUAGGAGCAAACGGUUUCACCUUAAGUUUGCCAUUUUAAAAAAAGAUUUUUCUCAUUUACACCAUUUAAAUAAAUCAGACGAAAAAGAGUACCCUUAGCAAAUUCAAUUAUUUAUGGAGAUCAUUCGCUUUUGUUGCAAUUGUUUUGUCCCGUUUCCAAAAUUUUCUCUUGUUCUUUUGGUGAAGUUAUUUUGGUAUUCUAUUUUAAAUUUUCCUGAAAAGAGCACAGCUAAGAUGGAUAGGAGCGUUGAAAGUAGAAGCGUUUGCUUUACUUUGGAUUAGAGUAAGCCAAGUAAGAAUGAUGGAAAGAAGAAUACGGCGGACGAAGAAAAAGGUGAAGAUGACAGGUAAAGUAGCGUCAGGAAAGAGUUAUGUGGAUUGUGUAUUUUACUGAAUAAACUUUUAAGCAAACCGAUUUGGGAUUUAACGAUAGCAA
Molecule: messenger RNA, 5203 nt
Organism: Aedes aegypti (yellow fever mosquito)
Lineage: Eukaryota; Metazoa; Arthropoda; Insecta; Diptera; Culicidae
Product: WD repeat-containing protein 26 homolog
Exons: 7
Coding region: 1721-3592 (623 amino acids)
Biological process (GO): proteasome-mediated ubiquitin-dependent protein catabolic process
Cellular component (GO): GID complex
Molecular function (GO): protein binding
Source: RefSeq, a predicted model, not a curated record